This is a messenger RNA of Paralichthys olivaceus (Japanese flounder), 6584 nucleotides long. NCBI's taxonomy places the organism in Eukaryota, Metazoa, Chordata, Actinopteri, Pleuronectiformes, Paralichthyidae. The record is from RefSeq and is a predicted model, not a curated record.
GAUCGGUCCAGGCCUCGGUACAGAGGACACACGCCAGAGCUAAAAAUAAAUAAACCCUGAUGUGUUUCGGAGCCUUGAGGGCGGCGACGCAUGAGUAUGACGUAGACAACAAAAAAACGCUGCCAUUAAAACAGAUUUGUCAUUUAUUUAACUGUCAGCGUAUCACAUUUACUUUUAUUGUUCACAUUUAGAGCCAUGUUAGCCCAUCAAAACCCCACAGCUCUAUCUCACCGAGUUUUAUUUAGGUAACCUUAGACAUGGUGCCAGAUCGCAAGCUAGCUGGUGCUCGUCCUGUUUAGCAGCGCAGGCUCAAAUUAGCUAACAUUAGAUUAGAGAUGGUCAAUAAAGUGUAUUUCCUGGAGGUGGGAGAAAACGUCUCUCUGGAUACAGCCUCCUCUGCCUCGACCUUUUCAUGGCCAAGAUUAAGAAGCCUCCUUGACUUGGAAUGGAGGGAUUGAAGAUCAGGGUCCAGAUUCAUGGGACAGGAGCUUUCUCAGGUUUCAGAUCUAAGAUAAAAGCACAACUUUCUUUCCCCGGCACCUUCACCUUGCUGCUGCCGCCUUCACCCCUCUGAAAGAGCUCCUGUGCUGCUGCCAUGCCAAAGAACACCAAGGUGACCCAGCGGGAGCACAGCAAUGAGCCUGUCACUGAGUCUGUGGCCGACCUGCUGUCCCUGGAGCACCCCAUGGACUAUAAGAGCAGUCAGAUGAGCAUGGGCCUAAGUCCCGGCUCGACUGCUCCUGUAAAGGCCCUGCUACCCUCCCCUGACCCAGAUGCUGAGGACGGUCGGCCGGCCUGGAACAACAAGCUCCAGUACAUCCUGGCCCAGGUUGGCUUCUCUGUGGGUCUGGGUAAUGUCUGGAGGUUUCCCUAUCUGUGCCAGAAGAACGGUGGAGGUGCCUACCUGGUUCCCUACUUUAUUCUCCUCCUGCUCAUCGGCAUCCCCUUGUUCUUCCUGGAGCUGGCGGUGGGUCAGAGGAUCAGGCGCGGCAGCAUCGGGGUGUGGAACUAUGUCUACCCCCAGCUGGGAGGCAUCGGAGUUUCCAGCCUGAUGGUUUGCGGUUUUGUGGGCCUUUAUUAUAACGUGAUUAUCGGCUGGAGCAUCUUCUAUUUCUUCCAGUCCUUCCAGUAUCCCCUGCCUUGGGCUGAAUGCCCCAUCCAGAUAAAUGGAACCCAAGCCAUUGUGGAGCCAGAGUGUGAGAAGAGCUCAGCCACCACUUACUUCUGGUACCGCCAGACUCUCAACAUAACCAGCUCCAUCGAUGACACCGGUGGCCUGAACUGGAAGAUGACCCUGUGCCUGCUGGUGGCCUGGAUCCUGGUCUGCCUGGCUGUCAUUAAGGGCAUCCAGUCCUCUGGGAAGGUGAUGUACUUCAGCUCUCUGUUCCCGUACGUGGUGCUCUUCUGUUUCCUGGUACGAGGUCUGAUGCUGAAAGGAGCAGUGGACGGCAUCGCUCACAUGUUCACCCCUAAGCUAGAAAAGAUGUUGGAGCCGCAGGUGUGGAGAGAAGCAGCCACACAGGUCUUCUUCGCCCUCGGUCUGGGCUUUGGAGGCGUCAUCGCUUUCUCCAGCUACAACAAGCGAGACAACAACUGCCACUUCGAUGCAGCGCUGGUCUCCAUCAUCAACUUUGUUACCUCCAUCCUGGCCACUUUAGUAGUGUUUGCUGUGCUGGGCUUCAAGGCGAACAUAAUGAACGAGAAGUGUGUCGUCGAGAAUGCUGAAAAGAUCCUGGGCUACUUAAGCACCGGUGUGCUGAGCAAAGAGCUCAUCCCACCUCACAUCAACUUCUCCCAUCUGUCUGCCCAGGACUACGAAGAGAUGUACGCCGUCAUUAAGACGGUAAAGGAGGACAGCUUCGGACAGCUGGGCCUGGACGCCUGCAUCCUGGAGGACGAACUCAACAAGGCUGUUCAGGGAACUGGUCUGGCAUUCAUUGCCUUCACGGAGGCCAUGACUCAUUUCCCCGCCAGUCCCUUCUGGUCUGUCAUGUUCUUCUUCAUGCUAAUCAACUUGGGGUUAGGAAGCAUGAUCGGCACCAUGACCGGCAUCACCACGCCCAUACUGGAUGCCUUCAAGAUCCGCAAGGAGAUCCUGUGUGUGGUCUGCUGUGUCAUAGCCUUCCUGUUAGGCCUGCUGUUCGUGCAGCGUUCAGGGAACUACUUUGUCACCAUGUUUGACGACUACUCAGCUGGUUUGCCCCUCACUGUGGUGGUGAUCCUGGAGAACAUCUCUGUAGCCUGGAUCUAUGGCACUAAGAGGUUCAUGCAGGACCUGGAGGACAUGCUUGGUUUCAGGCCAUACUCUUUCUAUUACUACAUGUGGAGGUACGUUUCUCCAGCUAUCUUGGUGGUGCUCAUCAUCGCCACUGUCAUCGAGAUGGCUGUGAGUCCUGCAGGAUACAACGCCUGGGUGGAGGCCGAGGGCUCAGAGAGUUUCCAUAGCUACCCCCCCUGGGCUUUAGCCAUGGCCUACGCCCUCAUUGUUGCUGCAAUGCUGCCUUUACCUCUCGUCUUCAUCGUCCGCCACUUCAACCUGAUCUCAGACGGCUCCAACAAGCUGUCUGUCUCCUACCGUAAAGGCAUGAUGAAGGACAUCUCCAACCUGGAAGAGCAGGACGAGCAGCGCUUCAUCCUCAGCAAGAACCCCAGCGAGGCUCCCUCCCCGAUGCCCGCCCACCGUGCCCAACUGGGCCCUGGGGGCACUCAGGAAAUGACCAACACCAACUACGGCACCAGCACCAAGACGGGCUACCAGAACAUCGGCUCGCCCGAGUCUGAGCUAUGAUCCGCUGAGCUUGUUGAUCCUCCCGCCAGUUAAAACCCGGCCCUGCUUCAAGACAGGGAGUCAGAGAAAGAAAGGGAGGAGCAGAGGAAGUCAAGAAGGAGAGAAAAUUCACUGCCAGUUGUUGCAGCAUUCAUUACACCUUAACCCCCAGAACUGAAUCCCACUUUCCCCCUCCUUCCCUGGUUCAUCGCUCCCUGCCUACGGUUCUUCCCCAUCACAGGAUUCACACUACUGAUUGCCCAUCAACCCCCGGCUGAGAUGAAGGGAUCAUGGGAAUAUGAGUCCCACCAGAUAUGAUGAGCUAUUUCAUCUGUAAAGGUAUUACAGGGGCAGAGGGGGAUAGAGGGUGCGACAGGGGGAGGAAUGAAGCUAUGAAAGGUCCAUCAUGUGCUUACAUACAGGCUUUGUUUUGUAACGAGCUCUGGCUGAGGUUAAGGUGUGUGCAACACCAGAUGCUUAAUGUUAUACUGAAAUGUAAUCCUACGUGUUUACCUGUCUGGAGAAGGUUAUUUUUUCAGACAGCUGGAUGUCCGUAGCUCUGGGAGGUCAUCAUCUUACUCUGGUUCCGUUGUAGAGGAUUGUGAUUUGUGGGGACAGGGAGGAAGACUCAGAAAACGAAACACACUCAUCUUUGUCCGAAUCUGUAUCGCUGUAUGAGAACGUCUCUCAUCUACAGUAUAUGACAAAAUGAUUCCAUCGCAUCCAUAGCAGUGUGUAAUAAGUGAUUCUGAUAGUGUACACAGUGUUACAAGCACAUUAGUAUAUCUUCACGUUUAUUGUGCCUAUCAUGCAUCAGCAAUAAUGACCAGUCAAAGCAGGGUCCUCUUGAAGCUGUGGAUCUCCUUCUAUCCCCCUUUUCCCCACUGAUGUAGAAUACUAUACAUUUGUGUCGUGCAGUAGUCUGAGAUGUCACCGUAAAUCGUGUAUAUACACAUCUGUAGUGCAAAACGAGCGGAAACUAUCCGUGUCCUUGUUUCUUUUUCUCUCAACACUGAAGCACAGAUGCCCGCUAUCGUUUCAGCAUCUCUGAGCCUUAACACAGAGAAGCACUUUUCUUUCAAACAAUCUCCUCCUCGAUAAAAACAAGGCUCUGUGCUGCUCCAGUUGCAGCUGGGUCAGACAAAGCUUUUCCAUUUGAAUCAAUCACUUUAAUCAAGCGAUUCCAUUUUUAAUCAAUGCCUUAGAAGGACAGAGGUGACGGUGCACAGGUAGAGAUAAGCAGAGGGGCUUAGAGCGGCAGACACAGAAGGAAUAGGUAAUGUGAGUUUUGUCUUUGUGUGCAGGCAGAUAUGCAUGUGCGCGCGUUAGUGUGUUGUCGUCCACCGCUGAAUGAGAGCUCCCGGCGACCCUGCCUGGUUAAAAAUAGAGUUGUGUUACCCGGGGGAUGCCGUGGCAACGCACCAUAGAUACACAUCCUCUUCUGAUGGGGAGGAGGAAUAGAAGAGUUGACACCUUGCUUUGUCUGCUCCACCUGCACGUCUGUUUGUUCAGCAAUACAGAGAUGAAGUCCUACAAUGAUAUUAAUGCUACAGUUCAUUGAAUAUGAGGUUCCUCGCUGUGGACUAAUCACACCUCCUCCCUGAGAGGUUGAUGUCUCGGGCUUAAAUGUUGUACAUUCCUCUAGGACGUCAUUUCAUAAGCACUACGAUAUUCACUUUGAUGUCUUUUCUGUGGAAAACUUAAAGCUUUUUAUUUUGUAAUGUAUAAUAUUGUAUGACAAUGUAUGUGGAAGGGUGUAAUGUGGAAAGUGUACCAUGAUAUAAAUGUUUGGAAUAAUAAUGUUUGGUCGUCACCACUGGGCGUCUCUGCUGGCCAGCAGGGGGAGCCAGUGACACACAGUCUCCUGUGGCCCCUCCCUGAGACAACACAGAUACUUGAGACUGAACAGAUGUACUGUGAAGCACAGUCACAUUGUUUUGGUGCCUGAGCAGCAUCUCCGUAGUCUGUAUCGCCUUAUGCUUUUCUCUUUCUCAUUUCUCUCGAUCCCCUCGUUCAUGUCAGCGUCUCGUUCACUUGAGCACUUUAAUUAGACAGAGACCCUGGAGUUGUUUGUGAAGCACACAUCUGACAAAAAUGUGGAGGUUAAACAUUUAUCAAACUAAUACUAUCACUGAAUAGAUAAGCAAUAUUUAUACAUAUACAGUAACUACAGUGUUUAUACAAUGACACAAGUCAUUUUCUAAUGUAUCUUAUCAUAGAGGAUAUUAUUAGCAUUUGAACAGGUACAGUAAAAGCACAAGUGAUGCUGAGUACAUUAAAGAUGGCUCUGUUCAGUUCUAGUGUCCCAGUCAGACAUGACGAUCCUGAAACUGAAGCAGCCAUGAGCUGUAACAGGAGGUCAUAGUAAUAAUAAUACUUUAUCUAUAGAGUCAUGUGGCCUCUAUCAUGGUUCUUGCAUCGGUUUGUGUUUGAGGAUAGCAAAACACAGAGGCUGUGAUAUAUAGCAAGGGUUGGUAUACACUUAAAUGCUGAUGGUGGUGUGACGGUUAACGCUGGUGCUUCAUGGCCAAUCGACUUGUGGCACCACAUAACCCCAGGUGAAGACUCUCACCUGUGUAAAAAGUUUGGGCUCGGGCUUUAAAGCACAUUUAGGGAAGCACAGUAACAAAAGCACAAACGUGAGUUUCUUGUCUGUUUAGAGGAUCAGAAAGUACAGAGUAAGAAAGUAAGAAACUUGUAGAUCACGUUCGUUAUGGUCUGAUUCCUGCAUCUGCCGAGAGGUCAGUGGAGGGUGAAGCUGCUCUCUGAAAGCCUUCCUCACUGGACGCUCAACUGCACCAAUAGUUUCUGUCACUGUGGUUACAGACCGAUGUGCACGAUAUAAAGAUGGAGUAUGACAAACUACUGAUGUGGUGGAUAUCACACAAAGAGCACAGUUUUAUUUUCCUCUAUUCACUGCUAUAGAUAGAAAUACAACUUAUCUCCAUUCUUGGCACAGCAGGUCUUGCCUCUAAUAUUUAAUAAACUCUUUCGAGGACUGUUAAAGCGAAUAGGAUAUUGUGAUAUUUCAUAUUUAUUAUUGAAGACACAGAUUCCAACUCCAGGGUCUUUUUGUAUCGUCCAUGUGUCGGCUGUGUCGUGUUAUGUACCACAAAGCAACUUCUAGAGCAUAACUCAGUUGAUAAUGUUAAUACUGAGAUUAUCUCACCAAACGUAGAGUAAUAGUGUAUUUUAUUUUAUGUGCAGAUAGUCUUUAUGUGAGCAAACCAUAGUUAUAUUUAUAGUAUUUAAGAUUAUGUAUUUAAUCUGUACAUAUUGAUGUACAUUCUGAUGAGUAUCUAUAGUAGGCGUGACAGGAUGUAAACUUGAGCUGUAAAUAAUAAUUGUAUAUUUUGAGAUAUUUUUUGAUUUUUGUAUUGUUGGGUAAUGUUACUUUAGAGUCUGUAGGUUUGUGGUGUUAGUGUGUGGUUGUUCUCAAUCCAAAUAGCUGAGUGACUGUGUGUGUGUGUGUGUGUGUGUGUGUGUGUGUGUGUGUGUGUGUGUGUGUGUGUGUGUGUGUUUUUGAUGUUUAAAUGUGUGGGUUUUUUCUCCUCUGUCAGUGUUGUGUGCUGCUGAUCUAAUCUAGUAGAUUAAAUCCUGUUGUUACUGUGACCUGGGACUUCUAAUGUAAGCAAUCUCUUCUCGUUGUUUCUCACUGGAGCUGCAGUGGUUUCCAGAACCAAACUGGAAACACCAUCACAAAGGAAUGUUCGACUGUAACAGAGCGUCAGAAACUUUCGUUUUUGAUCUUAGAGUUAUGAACUGUACAAACAUGUUGGACGAAGCAAACAGGAAAUUAAAAUCACCACUUUUAUGA